Auanema sp. JU1783 is the source of this 1362-nucleotide messenger RNA. The record is from the annotation of a GenBank genome assembly. NCBI's taxonomy places the organism in Eukaryota, Metazoa, Nematoda, Chromadorea, Rhabditida, Rhabditidae.
AUGCCUCCCGCACAUAGUGAUGAAGAUUUGCUUAAGUACGCAAUGGAAUCAUAUGUCGCUGACAUCAACCAAGAUGGUGGACGCACAACCAUCAUAUUCACUUUGAAAGAACAAGCUGGAGCUUUAGCUGAAACGCUUAAAGUCUUUCAGGCUCAUCAAGUUAAUUUGUCUCAUAUCGAAUCGCGACCAUCCAAACAUCACAACGGAUGUUAUGAGAUUCUGGUUGAAUGUGAGGAAAAUGCUGAACAAACCAAGAUUGAAGAAAUCAUUCAACUGUUCAAGAAACGUGGAGAUGGAUUGAUCGUUCAAGAUUGGAAUGCUAAGAGCAAGCAAAACAAAGACUCUGUACCAUGGUUCCCAAAGAAAAUUUCUGAAAUCGAUCAAUUCGCUAAUAGAAUCUUGAGCUAUGGAGCUGAAUUGGAAUCUGAUCAUCCCGGUUUUACUGAUGAAGUUUAUAGAAAAAGAAGAAAAUACUUUGCUGACAUUGCCUUCAACCAUAAACACGGAGAUAAAAUUCCUCGCAUCGAGUAUACGGACCAAGAAAAAGAAACUUGGAAAACGGUCUACAAUCAGCUUACAACACUAUACAAGACACAUGCUUGCAAAGAAUUCAAUUACAUCUUUCCACUUCUUCAACAGAAUUGCGGAUUUGGAGCUGACAGCAUUCCACAGCUUCAAGAUAUAUCUGACUUCCUUCAUGAUUGCACUGGUUUCACUUUACGUCCAGUAGCUGGCCUUCUCUCAUCACGUGAUUUCCUUGCCGGUCUAGCUUUCCGUGUAUUCCAUUCAACACAAUACAUUCGUCAUCAUUCUGAUCCCAAAUACACUCCAGAACCAGACAUCUGUCAUGAACUUCUCGGACACGUUCCUCUCUUUGCUGAUGUCGAAUUCGCACAAUUCUCUCAAGAAAUCGGUUUAGCUUCCCUCGGUGCUUCAGAUGACACCAUUUCACAACUCGCUACACUUUAUUGGUUCACAAUCGAGUUCGGUUUGUGUGAUGAGAAUGGCGAGAAGAAGGCCUAUGGAGCCGGUUUACUCAGUUCAUUUGGUGAACUCCAAUACUGUUUAAGCGAUAAGCCAGCCGUUGAGCCAUUUGAACCAUCAGUUACAUCAAAGACCAUCUAUCCAAUCACUGAGUAUCAACCAAAAUACUUCCUGGCCGAAUCAUUUUCAAAUGCAAAGAACAAGUUGAAAGCAUGGGUAUCAACGAUUCCUCGUCCAUUCCAAGUUCGUUACAACGCAUACACACAACGUGUUGAAGUAUUAGACAAGGUUUCUGAGAUUCAGAGAUUGGCCCGCGAAAUCAAGAGUGAAAUCACAACUUUGGAAGAAGCUCUUGGAAAGGUUGGUCCUCUUCUCUAA